Molecule: messenger RNA, 2637 nt
Organism: Geosmithia morbida
Lineage: Eukaryota; Fungi; Ascomycota; Sordariomycetes; Hypocreales; Bionectriaceae
Product: trehalose 6-phosphate synthase/phosphatase
Exons: 3
Coding region: 1-2637 (878 amino acids)
Biological process (GO): trehalose biosynthetic process; cellular response to heat; fungal-type cell wall organization
Cellular component (GO): alpha,alpha-trehalose-phosphate synthase complex (UDP-forming); cytosol
Molecular function (GO): catalytic activity
Source: RefSeq, a predicted model, not a curated record
AUGGCCGACAGUGGGAUAAAGGAGCACAUAUCUGACCUCCGGGACGCCGACCCGAAGUUGUCCUUGACUGGCAAUAUCAUAUCGGCUACGUUCAAUGGCCCUCACUCGCUUUCCUACUGCAAGGAUGGCCAAUGGGACCUCAAAUCACGCAGCGGCCAAUCCGCUCUCGUCGACUCGUUCACUCAUCUCUCUUCCGAUGAAAGCCCCUGGAACCACACCGUCGUGGCCUGGACUGGAGAGAUUGACCCUCCCAAGGAAAUGUACUCUCAGUCCGCGUCCUUCCUCGCCCCCGAGUCCCCUCUCCCGACAACCUUCGGCGCCUCAUCCCUCAACCCCCUCUCGGCUCCCGUGCCCAUCGAUGCCACCACUCGCCUGCCUACCCCGCCAAUGAUCGACGGCCUCUGGAUCCCUAAGGAGGACCAGAAGCGUCUCGAGAGUCAGCUCGCCCAGAGCAAGACGGUCCGCACAGUCCCCGUAUGGCUCUGCGACGAGGAUGAGACAAACGACGAGGGUAUCACCCUCAGGGACCAGGGCAGGUGGCGCCGUUACGCCGAGCAUGACAUAUACACUCUCCUUCACUACAAGCAGCAGGAACCGUCUGACGGCCGAAGAGAGCGGGUCCAGUGGUCAGACUACUACCGCAUGAAUCAAAAGUUUGCCAACCGCAUCCUCGAGAUUUACAAGCCCGGAGACCUCGUCAUUGUCCACGACUACUACCUCAUGCUGCUGCCCAGCAUGCUGCGCCAGCGCGUGCCCAGCAUGUAUAUUUCCUACUUUUGCCACGCCCCCUUUCCCAGUAGCGAGUUCCUCCGCUGCCUGCCCAGGCGCAAGGAGGUGCUACAAGGCAUACUUGGCGCCAACCUUGUCGGCUUCCAGUCCGAGGGUUACUCGUAUCACUUCCUCAGCUGCUGCACACGCAUCCUGGGCUUCACCGCUGAUAAAUACGGCGUCAACGCCUACGGAACUAGGGUUCAGGUCGGCGUCUUCCCCAUUGGCAUCGAUGCUUCCAAGACGGAGGCGGCUGCCUGGAAUGACGCCGUCAACGCCAAGUAUGACGCCUUCAAGGCCCUAUACCAGGACAAGAAGAUCAUUGUCGGCCGUGACCGUCUCGACAGUGUGCGCGGUGUGGCUCAGAAGCUGCAGGCCUUUGAACGCUUCCUCGAGCUCUAUCCCGAGUGGCGCGAAAAGGUGGUCAUGGUCCAGGUCACGACGCCCACCCUCGUCGAGGCCGAAAAGGGUGAUCCCGAGGCUAAGGUGACCAGCCGCGUCAACGAGCUUGUCAUGAAGAUUAACGGCCAGUACGGCAGCCUGGGGUUCACGCCUGUCCAUCAUUACCCGCGCUACCUCGACCAGGAUGAGUACUUUGCCCUGCUCCGCGCGGGCGACAUUGGCCUCAUCACGUCGGUCCGUGACGGCAUGAACACAACCAGCCUCGAGUACAUUGUCUGCCAAAAAGAAGCCCACGGUCCUUUGAUUCUCUCAGAGUUUAGUGGCACGGCCGAAAGUCUCGGAGACGCCAUCCAUAUCAACCCGUGGGAUGUCUCGGGCGUUGCCCAGAAGAUCAACUCGGCCCUGACUAUGGCCUAUGACAGUCGCAAGAGCAUGCAGACGAAGCUUUACGAGCAUGUCACUACGCACAAUGUCAAGUCGUGGAUCAACAAGAUGAUAUACAAGUUCCACAGCGUCCUCAGCGAGAACAACUCCGUGGCCACGCCGCUCCUUGACCGGGAGCUCAUGCUCAGCACCUACACGGCAUCGGGGAAGCGCAUCUUCAUGUUUGACUACGACGGGACCCUGACGCCCAUUGUCAACACGCCGAGCGCGGCCGUACCGUCGGAGCGUAUCCUGUACGCCCUCAACGUCCUGGCCAAGGACCCCAAGAAUCUUGUCUGGAUAAUUUCUGGCAGGGACCAGGAGUUCCUCAAGCAGCACCUCGGUCACAUUACCAACCUCGGAUUCUCGGCCGAGCACGGCAGCUUUGUCAAGCUACCCGGGUCAGACGAGUGGGAGAAUCUUGCCGAAAAGUUUGACAUGUCGUGGCAAGAUGAGGUGAUCAAGAUUUUCGAACACCACACGGACUUGGUUCCUGGCUCCGUCAUCGAACGCAAGCGUAGUGCCCUGACAUGGCACUACCGCCAGGCCCUCGAUUCCAAGCUGGGUGCCGACACGGCAAACGAGGUGCUGCGUAUCAUUUCCAAGGAGGUCGGCAGCAAGUGGGAGGUCGAGGUGAUGCCCGGCAAGGCCAACGUCGAGGUCCGACCGACCUUUAUCAAUAAGGGCGAGAUUGUGAAGCGCCUCGUCGACAUGUACCACACGCCCAACACUACCGAUACGGGGAGCAGCGAGGGAGCAGUCGAGUUUGUCCUCUGCAUGGGCGACGACUUUACCGACGAAGACAUGUUCCGCAGCCUCAACGGCGUUUGCGGAACGCUCCUGGACCCGAACCACGUCUUCACCGUCACAGUCGGCGCCAGCACUAAGGUGACGUUGGCAAAGUGGCACCUGCUGGACCCGCAGGACGUGAUUGACUGCGUGGCCUUGCUCGCCGGCGUAGGACAGGAAUUGAAACCAGUCAGCGAGGUCAAUCUGGCUGCUCUUAGUGCGGUUGAGGGUCAUGUACCCACCAGGUUGAUCUGA